This is a messenger RNA of Arabis nemorensis, 1083 nucleotides long. The record is from the annotation of a GenBank genome assembly. NCBI's taxonomy places the organism in Eukaryota, Viridiplantae, Streptophyta, Magnoliopsida, Brassicales, Brassicaceae.
AUGGCGAGGGCUUGGAUUGUUGAUGGCAGAGGAAUCGCAACCAAAGUGAAGAAUGCGUCUGUUUCUUCAGCUUCGCAGAUCAAAGACUGUGGUGCGUAUAUCGAUUGCCCCAAUUGCUCUUACCGAAUUGACAAUAGCAAUGUGCUGGUUCCAUGGCCUGGCCUUCCUAAAGGUGUCAAGUUUGAGCCAACUGAUGAAGACAUCAUCGAGUUUCUGGAAGCUAAAUGUGGGAUUGGUGGCUCUGAACCGCAUGUACUUAUCGAAGAGUUUAUUCGUCCAGUCACUGAAGAUGUUGGAAUCAAUUACACUCACCCUAAAAACCUUCCUGGUGCAAACAAAGAUGGAGUAAGUGUCUUCUUCUUUCACAAGACGGUUCAAGCAUACGGAACAGGCCAAAGGAAACGCAGAAAGAUCACACCGACAUGCCUGGACGAGGAACCAGUUCGCUGGCACAAGACUGGCAGAACAAAAUCUGUGUUGCUCAAUGGAGUCCAACGGGGUUGCAAGAAGAUCAUGGUGCUCUACAAGAGCGCUAGGAAAGGAUCAAAGCCCGAGAAAUCAAACUGGGUCCUGCAUCAGUACCAUCUAGGAACAGAAGGAGAAGAGAUAGGAGACUAUGUUGUUUCAAAGAUAACAUAUCAGCAGCAGAAGGUUGGGGAACUUCCUGAUGAAGGUGAGAGUUCCGGGGUUCGUGGUGCGCCAAGAACACCGAAGACGAAUACUCCUCAACCACCUAGACCUCUAGAUGGUCUUGCUGGAGAUGCAGAAACUUUUGAUCCAUUUGGCGAGGGACUGGACAACAUUCCAGAAGCUGUUUUAGAGAAGAUGUGGUCUAAAAAAGCUCGAAUGGAAGAUGAUUAUGUUGUAAACCUUAAUGAAGAUAACUUAACAUGCAAUGAAAGCAUUGAAGCUUCUUCUGUUUGGGAAAACCAGGUUCUCCUCCCCAAUCCUAGCAUCGGAACCAUUGGGGAACUAGAUGGUUUUUCGAUUUCAGAUCUCGAGAAUGCAGAUUUGGGGACUCCUCCUGACCUCCUCACUUUGGCUUCUCAAGAGAGCUUGUUGAAAUGGAUUGGAUGGAUGUGA